Malania oleifera is the source of this 1664-nucleotide messenger RNA. Its product is annotated as bidirectional sugar transporter SWEET15-like. Gene Ontology annotation, biological process: carbohydrate transport. The record is from RefSeq and is a predicted model, not a curated record. Lineage: Eukaryota; Viridiplantae; Streptophyta; Magnoliopsida; Santalales; Ximeniaceae. Gene Ontology annotation, molecular function: sugar transmembrane transporter activity. The transcript has 6 exons. Gene Ontology annotation, cellular component: membrane. The coding region runs from base 444 to 1403 and encodes 319 amino acids.
CUUCUUUCGUACCCUCCUCCAGCAUAAAUGUUUGCACAUAGGUACCUCAUUUUUUCAUGUAUUUUAAUUAAACCCCCAUCCAUACCACUAUAUAUAUAUAUAAGCAGCUACCUACCUGCCUUCAUCACCAUUUAUUAAUUCUCGAAGCUUGCAUGCGAUUGAGGGUAGCAAGCAGUGGCUGUGGGAGGAUCAUAUAUAGUGUGUACUGCUAAUUAUUUGGCUUCUGCAGCAGAAACUUUACUCUGAGAGAGAGAGAGAGAGAGAGAGAGAGCAGAGCAGAGAGAGAGAGAGAGAGAGCAGAGAGCAGAGCAGAGCAAGGUAGCUAGGGUUUCAUCGAUCAGUACCAGAAGAAGAACGUUAACCCCCCCGCUGCUGCCCAAGCUACCUUCUGUCCGAAAAAAAGAAAAAAGACAAAAAGUACAUACUACAUAUCACUUGAAGAGAUGGCCAUCUUCCCCAUUCAUCAUCCACUGGUUUUCACUUUUGGUCUCCUUGGUAACAUCGUAUCGUUCUUCGUGUACUUCGCUCCAUUGCCAACCUUUUUCAAAGUGUACAAGAAAAAAUCUACAGAAGGGUUUCACUCGGUGCCUUAUGUGGUUGCCUUAUUUAGUGCCAUGCUGUGGAUGUACUAUGGCUUAAUCAACACCAGCGCUUUCCUUCUAAUUACCAUUAACUCCUUUGGGUGCCUCAUAGAAUGCUUUUACAUUGCCAUGUAUCUAGCUUAUGCACCAAGGGCAGCAAAGACUGUGACAUUAAGGCUAUUUGUUGCAUUAAAUGUUGUGGCAUUCUCUGGAAUAGUGGCGUUCACCCACUAUGCGGUGAAGGGCUCUAUUCGGAUCCAUGUGCUUGGUUGGAUUUGUGCUUCCCUCUCCGUCAGCGUCUUCGCUGCCCCUCUAAGUAUUAUGGCGCAAGUGAUAAGAACAAAGAGUGUUGAGUACAUGCCCUUCAACUUAUCACUCUUCCUCACACUGAGCGCAGUCAUGUGGCUCUCCUAUGGCCUCCUCCUCAAGGACCUCUACGUUGCUGUACCAAACAUUCUAGGGUUAAUAUUUGGGGUAGUUCAGAUGGUGCUGUAUGGACUGUAUAGGGACAGAGAUGGAGAGCUUAAGAAGAACAAUAAGAAGCAGCAACCAGGGCAUGUAAUCAACAUGGUCUCCCUAAGCACACUUACUCCUGUUGAGCUUCAUCCCGUGGAUGCACAAAAACCUAAUCAAACAACCAAUAUCAUCAUUGAUGAUCAAGCCCAGACGAGUCCCAAUCAAAAGAUCGAUCAGAGUCAUGAUGAUCACGAUCACGAUCGUGAUCAUCAUGUGGGUGAAGAUGAAGAUGGGAAGAAGCUUGAUCAAGUACACACACAAGCUGGGCAAGGCCUCCAUGAUCAGGAAAUCAUUGGGGCAGUUUAAGUUUUAAUCAGAAGAUAAAAGAUUGUUGCAGGGCAUGCAUCCAUGCCUGCUCCCCCUGUUUAAUAAUUUAAAUUUUCAUGCUUUUGAAUUCUUAUGUUAACUCAAAUCCCCACCUCCCACCCUCUUCUUCUUCCUCCUCUUCUCUACCUGAAGUAUGUUUUAUCCUUAAGUUAUCAAUAUAUAUGUAUAGAGGUCGAUGUUUAAUUUGAACGCUAAAGUGGAUUUGUACUCAUUAAUGAAUACAGCUAAUUACCAUUGCAA